UGUGAGGAUGCGGCAGGUAUCCCGUGGCUCGACUCGCCAAGUGUGAAUGAUCUAGUCGACAAAGUAUACACAUUUUAUCGACACGUGCAUGAGAGUAUGCACGUAUGAGUGACAAAGGUAGAUAACUGGUGUGAGCGUGUAUGCUACGUCGCAAAUAGAGACUGUGUGCUCACGAGCGACCUGUCCACGGUAUAGCGAGUGUGAGUUGGCCGGACAUCUUUCUCGUGAUCUCCACAUUGAUACGUUAUGGCGGAGUCCCAGUCGGAAUCGGAUAAUCUUCGGGAAAUCCGGACGAAAUUUGUUGGAAAAUGGCGACUGGUUGGAAGUGAAAACUUUGAAGAUUUCCUAAAAGAGAUGGGUGCCCCCUACCCGGCUCGGAAGAUGGCUGGUUUCAGCAAACCCGACUGCGAGGUCAGCAUCAUUGACGACAAAGUGAAGGUGAACACGACGACGACCUUCUGGUCACAAGAAGACAUCAUCCAGUUCGACGUUGACUACGAGAAGGAGAUCCAGAAGACGAAGAUGAAGUGUCACGCCAAGUAUGAAGGAGGCAACAUCCACAUGACAAUGGAGCCCAUUGACGGCUCCAGCAUCAAACCUCAGAAGCAGACACGCUAUAUCGAGGACGGCAACAUGGUCUUGAAAAUCGAAGUUGGGGACGUCGUUGCCAAGAGGAUAUUUGGACGUGUAUAGUCAAGCAGUACCUACCUUCACGCCAAGUCGAACUGGCCAUCAUGUCAUUUCUUCUGAUAUUUAUCUUUCUUCUUUAAUUCUGGUGUCCCGCGCCGUAAUAUUGCAGGAAUAUUGCUAAAAGCGGCGUAAAACCAUACUCGCUCACUUUCUUCUUUAAACAGGGACACAGGUGGUUCAGUCGUCAGGUGCUGGAGUUGUGUCAGUGUUACGUUGCCAAAAACCUAUGGUUACGGGUUCGAAUCCCAUUAGAUCCUGAUAAUAUUUCUGAUGCAUCGACGACUCAGCCACCCGUAAAGUAAACCCAAGUUCGUUGUUUCACUAGAGUGAGUUAGCUUUGGACAGUUUUUCAGUUACAUCAUGGCGUCAGUUGGAUGUGGAGGAAAGCUCGAUGUGAUGCAGGUCUCAGACGUUUUCCACUGUGGUGAAACCCACGAGCACGGGUAUGGUGCUGACAAAACUAAACACGUAAUCGUGGCGAACCGGGAUUCGAACCCACAAUCCAAGGUUUUCACUAGGUCCCAAGGGAUACAACUCUGUACAGCAAAUUGCGGGGCCCUAGACGAUUGGGCCACCCCUGCCCCUACUUGACUGGUAAAGGUGCAAGACGUGCAUUACUUCAGGCACUCCUCCUGUAUUAAACUGACACGCGGUGAUCUAACUGAAAUAAUGUCAGAAGGGCGUUACACUUGUAACUCACUCACAACACUCAUUUUAUGUAUGGUUAUUUAAAUUUUAUUCCGAACAAAAUAUGAUUGUGUGAUAAACUGGAUCGAUAUUGUGAUAUUGAUAUGAUCAAGUGUGGUGAUAUAUCAGCGGUUGUGAUGUUUUUAAAUGAAUUGAUGAAUGUAUGUCAUCUGUGUGGGCAUGCAUGACAAACUGUUUCAUCCUUGUUUUCACAUCUACGUGGACAGUUAUUGACAGAAAUGUAGACAGUUAUAUAUUUUGUUCUCAACACUAACAACCUCUCGGUGGCCAUUUUACUCACUCUUGGGGCGGUGGGAUAGCCAAGUGGUUUACAUGUUCGCUCGUUACGCCGAAUGCCGGGUUUGAUUCCCCACACGGGUACAAUGUGUGAAGCCCAUUUCUGGUGUCCCUGCCAUGAUAUUGCUGGAGCAUUUAAAAGUGGCCUAACCUAUACUCACUCACAUACUAACUCACUCUUGAUACUCAAUGUUGAAAUAGCAUUUAGGAACAUAAGUAUUUCAGGGUCUGACAAAGACCAAAUAGUCAGUUCCCAGUGAAUAUCGGUUGUGGAAAGUAGGUUUCCAAACUGUUUUUUUUGCUAAAAUAGAUUCGUCGCAAUAAAUUGCAAACAUGCUUUUUAAUUCUACACCCAAUAUGCAUAAAAUUAACUUACUCUUCAAUACUCCACGACUAGGAGCAAUGAGAAAAUUGUCCCAAGACAACGCUUCCGUGGAUUAAAUACAACCUAGGUAUUUGCAAGUACUUAAUUCUAACGGGUCAUCCUUUCGCUGACCAUGUGGAAUAAAUCAUCCUUGUAACAUAUAACGCAUUUAAGAGUGCUUACAUAUAUUUUACCGUAUAUAACAAAAUAAAUCGGCCUGAAAAAACUGUGUCCGAUCCUUUAAGACCUCCAGGACACGAGUACCAAUAACAGAACACGGCGACAUUUCUCGAAUUCUUCCCGCUUAUACAACUCUACUCUACAUUAUUUAUUUUAACGUAACAAGGUUCAUACAGUGAUUUUCUGCUAAAAUGUGAUUGUUUAUACAUACUAGGCUGAGUGUAAACAAUGUGUUUAGAUCGGGCAGAGAUAGUAUUAAUGCAUGGUUAGCUGGCCAACCAGGUAAGAACGACCAGACACUCAGAGAAGGAGCGAGGGUUGAUUAUUUGUAUAUGACUCACAACGAAGCAAUAGUUGUCGUUGUCCUAUUCUUUCUACUGUUUGUACGUUUUUCAAUAAACCUCAUUAUCUGUAUACUUAA
Molecule: messenger RNA, 2639 nt
Organism: Haliotis rufescens (red abalone)
Lineage: Eukaryota; Metazoa; Mollusca; Gastropoda; Lepetellida; Haliotidae
Product: fatty acid-binding protein, adipocyte-like
Exons: 4
Coding region: 247-693 (148 amino acids)
Biological process (GO): fatty acid transport
Cellular component (GO): nucleus; cytosol
Molecular function (GO): fatty acid binding
Source: RefSeq, a predicted model, not a curated record